Messenger RNA from Salvia splendens (bonfire salvia), 798 nucleotides. RefSeq names its product cytochrome c oxidase subunit 6b-1. The record is from RefSeq and is a predicted model, not a curated record. Bases 100 to 585 code for a protein of 161 amino acids. Gene Ontology annotation, cellular component: respiratory chain complex IV; mitochondrion. Lineage: Eukaryota; Viridiplantae; Streptophyta; Magnoliopsida; Lamiales; Lamiaceae. The transcript is spliced from 5 exons.
UCUUACAGUAUCUGCUUGCUUGCUACUCUCUUUGUCUCUCUCUCCCUCCCUCUCUUCUCUGAAAUCUCACCGCCGUCAUCACCUCCUGUUCCUCUUACAAUGGCCGACGUUGACGCUUCAAAGCCCCCAUCAUUAGCUGAGGAUUAUUUACUGGUUGAGAAAAACCAAAACAUGGUCGUGGCUGAGGACACUGUUCAAAAGGAAAAGCCUAGUGCUGUUGAAGCCACAAAUGUUGCUAGCGAAGAAAGUAAGGACUCCAAUUCAGUUGGUGACAGUGCCGACUCAGCUCCCAGUGAGGAAAGCAGCGACAAUGCUGAAUCUGGAGACACAGCUGAACAAGAAGCUGAAGAAACUCCUGAGAUAAAGCUUGAGACUGCACCAGCAGACUUUCGUUUCCCUACUACCAACCAAACCAGACACUGCUUCACCAGAUAUAUAGAGUAUCAUCGGUGCAUUGCAGCAAAAGGUGAAGAAGCACCUGAGUGUGACAAAUUUGCUAAGUAUUAUCGCUCUCUUUGCCCCGGUGAAUGGGUCGAUAGAUGGAAUGAGCAAAGGGAAAAUGGCACUUUUCCAGGCCCUCUGUAAUUGAUGCCCCACAAAACUAUCAAACAUUCUCAAAUCUGUUUGAUGCAAGGAGAGUUUCUUAUUCUUGAAAGGUCCGAGUAAUAAGAGAAUUUGGCUUGUUCUUGUGAGCACAUGAAGCUCCAACUCGUAAACAAAGUGUGGCCUCUUUGAACCGCAUUUUUGUCUAAUGUAUCUUUUAUCUGAUUACAAUGAUAAGUAUACCCAAUUUCCGUA